Linum trigynum is the source of this 1903-nucleotide messenger RNA. Lineage: Eukaryota; Viridiplantae; Streptophyta; Magnoliopsida; Malpighiales; Linaceae. The record is from the annotation of a GenBank genome assembly.
GGUCCAUUUCUCAGCUCGGCCGGCGGAGAAAGAGCUGAACGAAGGGAAAUGCAGCGGCAUGGAGCUCGGAGAAUUGGUUCCCAGAUUGAGGUGGGCGUCAAGAGGAGCCACUCUUUCUGUGCUGUCGCUUCGCUUUCAGCACACGAACUUAAUAAAGAUGACCAAAUCUUCUGUCAUCUUCUCGAGGCCUGCAAAUUCUCGUCGGAUAUCAGAACUGCAACCGAAACCCACACCAGAAUCAUAAGAUUUGGGUAUGGAACACACCCGUCUCUCGUAGCUUCCUUGAUAUCUGCCUAUUCGCACUGUGACCGCCUCAAUGACGCUUACAAAGUUGUUGAUCAGGUCUUUAGUUGGAGUGUGAAUCUAGUUGCUCUGAAUAAGACCCUGCACAGCUUCAUUAAAUCUAGAGAUUCAGAGUUGGCCAGGAAGGUGUUCGAUAAAAUGCCUGACCGAGAUGUGGUGACUUGGAACUCGAUGAUUGGAGGUUAUGCUGAUAAUGGGCGUUUUCAGGAAGCCUUGAGUCUCUUCAAACUGAUGCUUAGUUCAAAUGUUGUUCCUAACAAGUUCACUUUUGCAUCCGUUAUGCCCGUUUGUGCAAAGCUUGGUAGGCUUCCCCUGGCGAAGUGGCUGCAUCAGCUGAUGAUCGAUAAGAGAAUUGAGGUGAACUACAUUCUGAUUGCAGCUAUGAUCGACAUGUAUUCCAAAUGUGGCGGAAUAGAAGCGGCUAAAACUAUAUUUGAGAGGGUUCAGCGGGAUGAUGUUUCUGUUUGGAACUCAAUGAUCAAUGGGCUAGCAAUACACGGGUUUGCCCGGGAUGCAAUUGCAGUGUUCUCAAAGAUGGAUUUCGAAGGUAUUACUCCAGAUGCUAUAACAUUUCUCGGACUUAUGUCCGCUUGUAGUCGUUCUGGUUUGGUCAAAGAAGGCCGGCAUUACUUCAAUCUGAUGAAAAAUCGGUACUCGAUUGAACCGCAGCAUGAGCAUUACGGUGCCUUGGUUGAUCUCUUGGGUCGAGCUGGCCUUCUGGAGGAAGCUUAUGCUGUGAUUGCAUCAAUGCCAAUUGAGCCAGAUGUAAUUAUUUGGAGGGUAUAUCUCAGUGCUUGUAGAACGCACAAAAAUCCAGGCAUGAGUGAAGUCGCCAUUGCUAAUAUAUCACGUCUCAGAAGUGGAGAUUAUGUAUUGCUGUCCAAUACGUACUGCUCUCAACAGCAAUGGGACAGUGCACAGAGAGUAAGGGAGAUGAUGAAGAAGCAUGGGGUAAGUAAAAAGAAAGGAAUUAGUUGGUUGGAAUGGGGAGGCAGGUUUCACCAUUUCAGAUCUGGCGAUCGAUCUCAUCCCGAGACAGAAGCAAUAUUCCAAGUUCUUGGAGGGCUGAUCGAAAGGGCAAAGGGGGAAGGCUUUGUCCCGAAGAAAGAGUUGGUCAUGAUGGAUGUUUCGGAAGAGGAAAAGGAGGAGAAUCUUUGUCAUCACAGUGAGAAGUUGGCAUUGGCAUAUGGGAUUCUCAAGACUGGUUCCGGUACAGAAAUCCGAAUCUCAAAGAAUCUCCGGAUCUGCGGCGAUUGUCACAAUUGGUUUAUUUUGGUUUCAAGGAUGUUAAACCGGGUGGUUCUUGUGAGAGAUCGGAUUCGGUUUCACAGGUUUGAAGAUGGUUUAUGUUCUUGUGGAAACUAUUGGUAAAUUACAUAUUUGUCCAAAUUAAAUUUCAAAAUUGACACCCACCCAACAUACUACAUACCCCUCCCUUCCUCUCACUCUCCCUCCUUUCUUCAUGACGUUCCCUCGUCAUUAGGGCUGUAAAUGAGUCGAGUCGAGUCGAGUUUUGCCCAAUUUGAGCUCGGCUCGUUUAUUAACGAGCCAAGUCAAAUCGAGCUCGAGCUAGCUUGUUUACUAAAAUAUUGAUUUUUAA